Molecule: messenger RNA, 3895 nt
Organism: Sycon ciliatum
Lineage: Eukaryota; Metazoa; Porifera; Calcarea; Leucosolenida; Sycettidae
Exons: 6
Coding region: 705-2495 (596 amino acids)
Biological process (GO): long-chain fatty acid metabolic process; fatty-acyl-CoA biosynthetic process
Molecular function (GO): long-chain fatty acid-CoA ligase activity
Source: RefSeq, a predicted model, not a curated record
UUAUUCGUGCAGUGCCAGUGGUAAUGGUAGAGUCUCAGCUGAGCUGAGGCGAGCAUCUGAUUCUGAUUCUGAGCAAGCUCAACACUGCACCGCGCUCCCUUGUUAGUAAUUUAGCGGAUGAUGAGUACACCGUGUAGUUGUUUCUGUAGUUCGCUAUAUAAAAGACUGUACUAAGUCUGUAGACCCAAUUCUGAAUGUUCUGUGCGCUUUGCUAACAAAGAACUGUAUUUAGCUACCAGUCGUCCAGUGCUCCACUUGAUGAGAGAGCAGAAACAGAAACUGUAGCUUUGUUUGAUCUGUUGAUGGCAAUUGCUAGUUAGAAACUGAUUGUCACUACACGUAACGUUGUAUCAUUCUGCUUGUGUUGUAAAGAACUGGGCUGCACAUGCACAGUUUGUGCAACUGGACUGGACACGUGCGUUUCGUCCGAAUCGCGAUCGGUAGUGCCUAGCUAGCCAGCCUGUGUGCUUCUACUUCUAGGAGCGGACGCUGAUCAAUCGCUCUUCGCCUGGAGCGGUACUCUACAAGAACAAUACUACACAACUGCUGUCGUUGCCGGUGGCAGUGGAGCGUAGCCAGAGCACUAGUGGCUAACACGCUGGGCAGGCAGAUCAAGUUCAGCACACACACCAGCAGCACCACCAGCAGCAGCACCGCAGCUGCAGUGUGUACAGCCAACGACGAAACCCUUGCUCCGUGUAACCAUGGCGAUGGCUGUGGUGAGACCGGUCGCUCGGCACAUCAGUCGACGCGCCCGCAAGACCACGACGCCAUCGGGUGCUGCCCCCGUGCGCACUUUGGUCACGGCCAGCACUGCCCUUAAACAGGUCGAGGCGCCGUUCAACAAGACCUUCUCGCCUGUCGGUCAAAUGAAACACGUCGUUCGUAGCGUCUACCCGUCAGUUGACAUCCAGCGCCAAAGUGUUCCCAUGCAUCAGUUGAUCUUCGACAACCUGACGGACGAGGACGCCAAACGAACAGCCAUCGUGGAUGCCAUAACAGGUCAGACGUUCACGUACGGCCAGCUGUACGAGAGAAUCCGCAAGUUUGGCUCGUCGCUAGUCGUGGACGUUGGCUUGCGGAGAGAUGACGUCGUCGCCGUGUACAUGCCAAACCUUCCCGACUACGCCACGGCAUUCCUGGGCACCAUGGCAGCAGGUGGUGUGGUCACGUCCGUAAACUCACUCUACACGCCGCCGGAGAUAGCACGUCAGCUGGCAGACGCCAGUGUCAAAGUGUUGGUGACGUGUGCACCGUUCUUGGAGAACGCCACACAGGCCGCCAAGCAACACGGCCUCCAGUCUGUCAUCGCCGUCGGCGUGACAACCGAGCAAGAACUCAACGGCGUUCGCGUCGUUCCCUUCUCGCAGCAUCUGGACAACAAUGGCAACUCCUUGCCGGACUUUACGUACGCAAUACAGAAAGAUAUCGCGGUGUUACCGUAUAGCUCCGGGACGACCGGCUUGCCCAAGGGAGUCCAGCUGACUCAUCACAACAUCAUCGCUAACGUUCUCCAGAUCAGCGCAUCGCCAGAACUGGUGGACCUGUGCCGCUGCGAGAACGAAUCCAUCCUGUGCGUGCUACCGUUCUUCCACAUCUACGGAAUGGUUGUACUCCUACUGGCCGGCCUCUACCAACGUACUCGGCUGGUUACCAUGCCGAAAUUUGAACCCGAGCGUUACCUAUCAACCAUCCAGAAGGAGAAGAUCACGCAGUUGUUCGUGGCACCUCCGCUGGCCGUGUUCCUGGCCAAGCAUCCGAUGGUGUCGCAGUACGACCUGCGGAGUGUUUACUCUGUCCUGAGUGGAGCAGCGCCGCUCGGGGGUGAGAUAAGCGCCGAGGUGUCGCGUCGUAUCAACGACUGCAAGGUCCUGCAGGGCUAUGGUCUAUCGGAGACGAGCCCCGUUCUCCACGUAUCUCCAUUCAGCUCUCCACGACACGGCUCUGUAGGACUGGCUGUUCCCAACACCGAAGUGGUGAUCGUCGACAGCCGGGACCCGGACCAUCCGAAUAUUGUGGGCAAGGGCAUCACUGGGGAGAUCUGCGUGCGCGGACCGCAGGUGAUGGCUGGGUAUUUGAACCAACCUAAAGCCACCGCGGCCACUAUAGACCGGGACGGAUGGUUGCACACCGGAGACAUUGGUUACCAUGACAGCGAUGGCUACUUGUUCGUCACCGACCGACUCAAGGAGCUCAUCAAGAGAAAAGGUUAUCAAGUGGCACCAGCUGAGUUGGAGCGCGAGUUGCUGAGCCAUCCACUCAUCGAUGACGCCGCUGUCAUCGGUGUUCCAGACGAUCGAGAAGGAGAAUUGCCGCGUGCGUUCAUUGUCAGAAGGUCUGGCACGGAAGUGAGCGAGAAAGACGUCAUGUCCUUCAUGGAAAGCCAGGUCGCGGCAUACAAGCAACUGGACGGCGGUAUCGUGUUCACCGAUGUCAUUCCCAAGUCAGCCAGCGGCAAGAUCCUGCGUCGUGAGCUGAGGGCUACUAGCAUCUAAUUGCACUGUCUGCAGUGAUGACAUCAUCCACUGCACAGCACUGCAGUGAUGACAUCAUCCACUGCACAGCACUGCAGUGAUGACAUCAUCCACUGCACAGCCCUGCAGUGAUGACAUCAUCCACUGCACAGCACUGCAGAGUACACGGUCACAUGUGCGUGUGUCAGUGCUUUCUGCAGCAUAUGAUAAUGAGAGAGAGAGAGAGAGUGUGUGUGUGUGGGGGGGGGGGAGUGAGAGAGAGAGAGAGAGAGAGAGAGAGAGAGAGAGAGAGAGAGAGAGAGAGAGAGAGAGAGAGAGAGAGAGUGUGUGUGAGCGAGUGAGUGAGUGAGAGAGUGAGAGAGAAAGAGAAAGAUACAUUAUACAUUAUAUCUGAUAGCUGUGAUGAGUGUGGACUGAGGCUUUAGUUCCACUGCCUGCUCUCUUGCAUAUUAGCUUCGUGCAUGCGUAGGUCUGCCAGAGAGCCUGGGCCACACAUUGCGAUGGCUGGGACUUGUGGGCAUGUUGACUACCUCUUGUGCUUGCGUGCACGUGUGUGUGUGUGUGUGUGUGUGCGUGUGUAUACAUAUACUUAUGUGUUUCAGUUUUUCUUUCAGCUAUAUUUAUGCAUUGAGAUAUUCCGCUGCAGUGAGAGAGAGAGAGAGAGAGAGAGAGAGACAGAGAGAGAGAGAGAGAGAGAGAGAGACAGAGAGAGACAGAGAGACAGAGAGAGAGACGGAGAGAGACAGAGACAGACAGAGAGACAGAGCGACAGACAGAGAGACAGAGAAACAGAGGAAGAGAGAUAUUUUAUAAUCAUUAUAGCUACUUCAGUAUGAUGAUUGUGGACUGAGACUGAGUCCUAAUUUUAAUCUUCCCUCUGAUUUGGCUUUCUCCAUUUGGCCUGCUGCUGCUGCUCCGUAAUUUGCUUUUGCGUGUGCACGUGUUUUGGACACACGCCUACUGUACUUGCGUAGGGUACUAGUAUGUGUUGGUAGCAUGCAACUGUUGACUGUAGCUAGCUCUGGUGCUGUCCCAUCGCUGGUGCUCCACUGCCUGCACAUACUAGUGCUUUUUGCUCACAAUAAUUAGAAUGUAGAUCACAGGUUAUUUUCUAUGCUUUCUCUAUUCUCGAGCACCUUUCUUCUUCCUUUGAUUUCCUUUGUGGCCGUUUGUGAGGCCAGCAUUUUGUUUGUGCUGACUCUGUGAAGGCCUAUUCUCUUGAUGUGGAUAUUUUCAAACGUCCGGUCCUUUAAUAUAUGCCGGACAGGAUGAAUGCUGAAUUGGCACAAAACAACCAGUGUGUCUGCGUUUAUUCUAUAACACACAGCCAGUGUGUCUGCGCUUAUUCUAUAACACACAGCCAGUGUGUCUGCGCUUAUUCUAUAACAAACAGACAUUACGGUUAUCGUGUUUGUCAUGCA